CGCCGGAUACCCUGAAAGUUUAACCAGUUGUAAGUUUAACAGUCAAACUCGGCGAUGAGCGACUACCUUCACCUUCUGAUCUCUGUCACAGUUCUGCUAGGUUUGGGUUCCUUCGAGCCGGUCUUUGAUAUCACGGAUCCAGCGUUUAUUGAGGAAUGCGUGAGAGAACACAACAAGCACCGCGCCGACGUGACGCCUACGGCCGCAAACAUGCGCUACAUGACGUGGGAUGAAGGACUGGCGGAGACGGCGCGGGCCUGGGCCAGAUUCUGCCUCUUUGAACAUAACAUUUACCUCAGGGAGGUGAGAAGGAUACAUCCCACAUUCACAUCUGUGGGAGAAAACAUCUGGGCAGGAGCGCCGUACUCCUUAUUCAAACCUGAAUCUGCAGUGAAGUUGUGGAAGGACGAGGACCAAGAUUACAAUUACGAUACAGACCAGUGCACAAAAGUAUGCGGCCACUACACACAGAUUGUCUGGGCAGAUUCGUACAAGGUUGGUUGCGCUGCACAAGCGUGUCCCAAUGGUGUGGCUGAAACAACCUUCUCAACAAAGCCUGGAAUAAUUUUUGUGUGCAAUUAUGCGACAGCAGGAAAUUAUCCAGUAUCUCCGUACAGAAGAGGCGAUUCAUGCAGCGGCUGCAGACAAGAGACGUGUGCAAACAACCUCUGUCAAAACUCCACCCGCGACGCGCCGCAGAGUUAUAACUGGACUCCAGACUGGGACCCAGCGCUGUCCUCCUGCGGCUCAUUCUGCCUGGUGGUUGUGAUUAUCAGACUCAUAUCAGUCCCGCUCAUGUUUGCCUGCGUUUACUGCCUACAGCGCCGUUAUUAUCUGUUUGCAUAUGAGUAAACAGCCUGAACUCAACCACAAAACGAUGAAAGUCCACAUUCAGCCGAAGCCACACUUCCACUUGGACAGAGAGGAACAUUAACGCUCUGAUGCACAUUUAAUGCAAAGAAUAAUAAACGAUAAGGAAUAAGAUGCCUACUGAUUGUAAAAUAACUUUGUAUAAUAACUCCUUCACACAUGUAAUUGAAUUUUUGGAUGCUUAGUUAA
Molecule: messenger RNA, 1059 nt
Organism: Sinocyclocheilus rhinocerous
Lineage: Eukaryota; Metazoa; Chordata; Actinopteri; Cypriniformes; Cyprinidae
Gene: glipr1a
Product: GLI pathogenesis-related 1a
Exons: 6
Coding region: 55-852 (265 amino acids)
Cellular component (GO): extracellular region
Source: RefSeq, a predicted model, not a curated record